Molecule: messenger RNA, 207 nt
Organism: Sclerotinia sclerotiorum 1980 UF-70
Lineage: Eukaryota; Fungi; Ascomycota; Leotiomycetes; Helotiales; Sclerotiniaceae
Exons: 1
Coding region: 1-207 (68 amino acids)
Source: RefSeq, a predicted model, not a curated record
AUGGAGAGGAGGGUUCUUGAUGUAUGGAGCACUUUGAUGGAGCCGGCUACAGACGGGAGACCUCUUAAUACAUUGAGGACUGAGGCGAGCGCUAUUGAGAGGAGGGCUCUUAACGCAGGGAGGAAUGAAACGAGGAGAAUUAUGGAGAGGAGGACUGUCAAUGUAUGGACUGAGUUGAAAAAAAGCUAUAAAUAUGAGGGCUCUUAA